ACGGGGAAAGUGGCCUUCCAACAAGAGAAACAGAUAUACAUCCUGAAAAUUCGAGUAUUCUUCGAUUUUCUAGGAGCCUGCAGCUAAACGCUCCGAAAGAAUGUCACGUGGCACUUCAGUUCGCGCAUAUUUUCCAAUAACCCAAUUAUCCUACUGCUUGCAAACGGCGUAUAUGCAUCUCGUAAAAUGAAAAUAAAUUUUUUAUGCGUUCAUCGCGCGCUAUUGAAAUUUUACGAUAGAGGGGUAUUCCCUAAUAGGUCUACGUGCAUAAACAUUCCCCUACAAUUUCAUUGACUACCCUUUUAACGUCGCGACGCUAGGGCGCGGUCGCCAGUGCACGGCGUCUAGUGCUGACGUCACGUCACCUGCAAUACCCAUUUCGACAGUGGUUGUAAGCGUCGAUUGUUUGUUAUAUGAUUUGUUUACAGAAGUAGGAUGGAUUUUAAGGAUAAAGUGGCGCUUGUGACUGGCGGUGCUUCGGGUUUCGGUAGGGCGUACUGCGAGGAGCUCAUUAGACAAGGAUGUAAGGUUGCUAUCUGUGAUAUUAACAAUGAAGCGGGAGAGGACUUGCUUCGGGCUUUAUCCAAACACGCAAGGGAUCGGGUUAUUUUCUGUCCGUGCGACGUUACGGAUUAUCCACAGUUCGAAGAAGCCUUCCAUACGACGAUGACCAAAUUAGGUGGUAUAGACAUUGUGAUAAAUAAUGCAUCGGUUAUGAACGAUCGGCUGUGGGAAUUGGAAGUUGACGUCAACUUGAAUGGAGUUAUUCGUGGACUUCUGUUAGCUUUUAGAUUCAUGGGGAAAGAUAGGGGCGGACGUGGAGGUGUCGUUGUCAACGCCGGUUCUUGUUGUAGCGCCAGACCAAUGAUUUCGCUUCCGGUUUUUACAGCAACGAAGCAUGCAAUUGCCGCCUUGACACGGUGUUAUGGUGAUCAAUACCACGUGAAUUUAACUGGGGUGCGCGUUUUUUCAGUGUGCCCCUCACCGACCGAACCCGCUCUAUCGGGGGAUCCCCGGAAAAGGCUUCUCAGUGGUGAAUAUGAACACGCAUGGCAAACCGACACCGGUAAUACGGUUUCAUUAAAGCCAGAAUACGUUGCCAAAUGUUUAGUUGACGUUUUAAAGAAAGCGCCCAGUGGAACCAGUUGGUUGCUGGAGGAAUCUCAACCAAUCAAAGAAAUUUCCUUAUUCCCGUUUUUUUAAACCUUUUAUACACAUAAACGUACCAAAGUCGAGUUUGGAAGAGACAAACUCCAUAUCAUUUUCUACAACUUGUACUUAAAAACGUAAGCAGGCUUCGUAGCAUUAAUGUAAUAUAAGUAGCGCUUAAAAAGUGUAUUAUAUAAACAAUUUUAUACCAUUUGUUGCACGUAUACUUAAAUGUUUCAUAAUUUUAAGCGGAAAUGAAGGCAGAAUGAAUCUUUGCGUCCAUAAGAAGUUGGAGUCCUUUUUGUUAGACGAUAUAUAAGAUAUUUGUAUAAAACCGAAAACGUAUUUGUAGACGUUAACAAAAAUUGUUGUUUGAAAGCUACGUUCCGUUAGGUUUGAAUUUUGAUAAUUAUUAUUACACAUUUAUUGUAAUAUUAUUAUCCAUGUGUGGUACAAUUAAGUGCGCUUGUCAUUACAUCUGUGAAAGAUUAUGUAUUAACAUUUUUUAAUUACACUAAAAAAAGCUCUCGUUA
Photinus pyralis (common eastern firefly) is the source of this 1682-nucleotide messenger RNA. Its product is annotated as 15-hydroxyprostaglandin dehydrogenase [NAD(+)]-like. Gene Ontology annotation, molecular function: oxidoreductase activity, acting on the CH-OH group of donors, NAD or NADP as acceptor. The transcript has 5 exons. The record is from RefSeq and is a predicted model, not a curated record. Gene Ontology annotation, cellular component: cytoplasm. Lineage: Eukaryota; Metazoa; Arthropoda; Insecta; Coleoptera; Lampyridae. Bases 436 to 1203 code for a protein of 255 amino acids.